AUGAAUCUCAUCUCCCUCUCUGGGUGGCUUGCUUUAUGGGCUGGUAUCUGUUCUGCCGCACCGGCAGCACUGGCUCUGGAGAAGGAAGUCUCCUUUAAUGAAACAUCCGCAACCCUAUUAUCCAGUAGGUCUAUCGAGAAGCGGGAAGUUUUCUUCGGUUGCAGCAAUUCCGACUUCUCAGGAACCCUCACCCAGGCGAUUCGAGAUGCUAGCACUAUCCGGCAGAUGUCCAACAUGGUAGCCCACCUAGAGCUAGCCAUCAGCCUCUACAACGAGGACGGCUCCGGAAACCUCAAGGCUAGCAAGGCGACUAGAGCGCAGCGCACUUUUGACGAACACAAUGCGUUCGCUUCCUACCUCAUGUUUGUCACAAAGCACUACUUUGGCCCUGACGAUCCUCGAAACAAGAACGGCCUGGAAAAGCUCAAGGGAACGAGGGACAUGGCCAAAACAAUACAAUCGCAAUACGCAAAUUACCUUGCAGCUACCGGGAAGAGAAACCCCUCUCUCGCAAAAGAUGGGUCAUACGUCUACUGGAUCUUUCAAACGAAAGGUACACUGUAUAACGAAGGCAGCUGGGUGCCAUACAAAGCUGUCUGUGCACUCCAGGACGGGGCCGAUCAGACACGCUUCGGCGGCGUGCCCGCCGUUUCGGGAAUCAAGGCGUAUGUGUACGGAGCGGUCUAUGGUCUAGUUCAGGAGACCAUGGUCUUCUGUCCGUUGAAGUUCGACAAAUGGACUGAGAUCGAAACUAGCCGGAUAGGGAGCGGUCUGCACUACCGCGACCUGCAUGUUGAAAUCGGCUCGAGCCCAAAUACGAACCAGAAGAGUGCCAUAGAGAAACUGCUGGCUCAGCCUGACUUCAUUGGAAAGGAGGCCCGGGGUAUAAAGUGGCUGUCCGACUUCCUCGUGUCAACCGUGAUCCACGAGUCGACGCACGCGGAGGCGUUCGUCGGUGGAGGAGGCAAGACGCUGAUUGACGUGCAAUGCACUAGCCCAGCCCAGAAUUCGCUGGACCCUGCGUGUAUGGGUCGAAUCGCCAAGGGGACAGACGGCCUUGACAAAGACGGCAAUACACGAGGGCACAAGGACGCAGAAGCAUUUGCUAUUUACGCCAUGGCAACGUGGGUCAACACGGUAUAUUGGUAUGCCGGUUAUUUGCCUAAGGAUAGAAAUACUUAUAAGGGUUAA
This is a messenger RNA of Penicillium psychrosexuale, 1191 nucleotides long. RefSeq lists its product as uncharacterized. The transcript is spliced from 6 exons. Bases 1 to 1191 code for a protein of 396 amino acids. Lineage: Eukaryota; Fungi; Ascomycota; Eurotiomycetes; Eurotiales; Aspergillaceae. The record is from RefSeq and is a predicted model, not a curated record.